Messenger RNA from Haemonchus placei, 156 nucleotides. Lineage: Eukaryota; Metazoa; Nematoda; Chromadorea; Rhabditida; Trichostrongylidae. The record is from the annotation of a GenBank genome assembly.
AUGAGCGAAUAUAACUGGAAUCCAUAUCUAGACGAGAUAAUGCAUGCUACGAUAAUCGAUUUUCAGCUAUUCUCCAUGGCAGCAGCAUUUCGACGCAAAGUAAUUCGUUUUGGGAGGUACGAGCUAUCGUAUACUCCAUUAAUCGAGCGAGCGUGA